This is a messenger RNA of Liolophura sinensis, 3081 nucleotides long. RefSeq lists its product as uncharacterized. Gene Ontology annotation, biological process: regulation of transcription by RNA polymerase II. The record is from RefSeq and is a predicted model, not a curated record. The transcript is spliced from 2 exons. Bases 398 to 2848 code for a protein of 816 amino acids. Gene Ontology annotation, molecular function: RNA polymerase II cis-regulatory region sequence-specific DNA binding; DNA-binding transcription repressor activity, RNA polymerase II-specific. Lineage: Eukaryota; Metazoa; Mollusca; Polyplacophora; Chitonida; Chitonidae. Gene Ontology annotation, cellular component: nucleoplasm.
UGUUGUCGGGAAGAGAAACCCUAGGAAACAGGCUUAACACACAACAUGCGAUAAUUGGUGUAUUCGAGGGUACUCCUUGAUUGAUGUCCAUGGUGCACAUUUUUUGAACAACAAGCUGUGUAGAAGAAUAAUUUUUUCUGACCCUCACUGAUUUGAAGGAUAACACAAUGGCGAACAGUUGAAGAGGAUUGAAACUUGGAGUAAGGAGCACCGGUUGGACCCAACAGCACCAGACGACAUGGAUUCAGUGGCCAUGGAACUAAAUUUUGAAGCAGCAAAACUUUCAUCUGAUAUCACCAAACAUUUGGAGAGUCAUUACCUUGUGUCCACCUCUGUUAAUGAACAUUCAUUCUUAAAGAACUGUGACCAAUUCACAGGUUAAGGUAGUGAGGAACAAAUGUCACAUUCUCUGAAGAAAUCUACCUCAAGCACAGUAAACCUCGAUAAUAGCUUUGUCAAGAUCCCCACUGAUUUGAAGAACUUCAUGAUGGUGUAUGUGAGGAAAGGUGUGCAAGGACCUACAGUUGAGAGGAUUGAGGCUGAAAAUGUGCAAAAUUUUGAAGCAGCAAAUUUUUCACUCAGCACUGAUGGACUCUUGGAAAGUCACUACCCAGCAUCUUCUUCUAUUAAUGAUCAUUCAAUCCUAAUGAAAUAUGAUAAAUUCACGGGUGAAGGUAUUGAAAAAGAAAGGAAACAUUCUCUGAAGAAAACUUGUACAGUCACCAUUGAUAAAGGUUACACUGUAGUUCCUUCCAGCAAGAAUAAGAAGGCAUCUGCAUCAGACAACCAAAUAAAUUUAGACCAAACUUUUAAGCAGAGCUUGUAUGUCUGCAAUACUUGCAGAAAAAUCUUUAACAGGAGAGGAAAUGUGAUCGAACAUUUGAAACUACACACCAACAAAAAACCAUUUAGCUGUGAAAUUUGCCAGAAAAAAUUUGCAACCAAGGGUGAAUUAACCAAACAUUCGUUGUGUCAUUUUCAGGACAAACCGUACCUGUGUGAUAUUUGUGGUAAACAGUUUCCCAGGCUUGGGUCGUUACGUCGACAUUUGUUUUGUCAUGGAGCAGAGACAAGCAGGUACGUUUGUGAUACGUGUGGCAUGUCAUUUGCCAGAUCAGAUGCUUUUAAAGAACAUGCUGAUCUCCAUAAUGGAGCAGAUCUGACUUGUGGAGUUUGUGGAAAGACUCUGAAGUCUCAACGUGGGCUGAGGCGGCAUCAUCAGUUACACCACGGUCCAUCCAGCAAUGAGACUAAACUGGUGAAAAAAUCAUUUAUUUGUAGUAUUUGUAAUCAAGGAUUUGCUAUGAAAGGCACCCUGAAAAAUCACAUGGUUACUCAUACAAACAAGGAGUAUAGAAACAUCGUGAAUAGUUGUACCAUUUGUGGUGCCUCAUUUUACCAUAAGGAUAGUAUAAAAAGACAUAUGGUCAUUCAUACAGAUAGCAGGCCAUAUAAAUGCCCACAGUGCGGGAAAGCAUUUAGACAGAAAGCAACAUUGAAGACUCACGAAAACUCUCACUCUGAAGCUACAAGUAGGCCACAUGUUUGUAGACAUUGUAAGAAAGGAUUUUCCAGAACAACAGGACUAAGGUACCACAAAUGCAGUGUGCGAUCUGUGGGUGUGGAAGAACCGUCUAAAGUCCACACUGAAGCAGAGUCAAAAAUGACCAGGGAAAACUUAGCAACUUCGAACGAGGAACUCUUUGCAUAUCAUGCCACAAGUGGGAAUGCCGAUGACACCGAUGAGUCAGUGAAGGUCAAUAAUAGCCUGGCUACUCAAUUCACUGAAGACAACGGUAUUGGCCGUGGUGGUUUGGAAGAUUGUGAUAGUUUGGGUGUUACUGUUGAAAAGGUUUGUUCCACAACAGCAGACUCUAAUCCUGAUAGGAGCAAUGCGAUCGGAGCUAUUGAUGGGACAAUUAACCAGGGAUUUGGAACUGUAACUUCGGUCUCUGUAAAUGUAGACAGAAUUCGAGAGCAUGAUGUGGAAGACCUGGAAGUAGUACCCCUAGGACUGCCCGAAGACAUUGGCGGGGACGUUGAUGAGAACAUUGACGGUGAUACUGAAAUGGACCCUUGGUCAACUGGAUGGACAGGAGGCUCUGGGAGUUGUUAUACCUUAAGUGAUGGCCUCUCGUCCACAGCAAACCCUAAAGGCAGGGACAUGGACAAUGAGGAUGAUGUCUUAGAAAAGAAGGAUGUUGUAUGUAGCACAGUUUCUGUGAAAAGACAAGGGGGAACUUAUAUAACUUUUGUCGACAUUAGUAUGCCAGCGGACAAUGAGACAUUUGUAGGCUGCAGUUCGGCAGAGUUGGAUGCAGCGUUGCUGGAGAGACGAAACGCCGCAUUUGAUAAGAAAUCAGUUUGUAAUAAUCUGGCAACGAUGAGUAAGACAGGGGUUGAUAGUGUCACAACAUGUGAUAAGACAAUAAUGGAGUACAAUGAAGCAAAAUUUACUGUAACUUCAAUAAAGAAUAGUGUACCUGUAGAAAUAUCUGCUGGUCAUUUAGGACCAUUAAAUGGAAGUGCGGAAACACGUGCAGAAACAUUAGUUGAUGACAGCAUGGUGUUGAAUUGUGAUGAUGUAGUUACAAGUUAUGACAAUCAAGGAUGUUGUGGAACAAUUAAAGGUGAAUUCAGUAAGGCGUUGGACAUGAAACAAGAAGCUGGAGUUGACAAACUAGAGCCUGGAGAAUUACGUUUGUCAGACAUCAAGGUUGAGCCGUUAACAUUUGAGGGAAGGGGGUCAUCUUGGGAGCAAAUUUCAUGGAACGGUAAGAGCGAAGAAGGGGAGGCCGAAUUUGUAGAUUGUAAGCUUAGAACUAUUAAAGAGGAAACAACAAGUUAAUUUUGAUACAACGUAAUAAAACAGAAAACUCUCUUUGACAUGUUUGCCGGAGAAUGAAAGGUACACACAAAACCAAAUCGGGGUGAGAUAUCAACCGGCUCCAACAUAGAUAAAUAGAUAAAUUAAUGUCAUUCCACAAAUUUGUUGGAAGAAUCCAAGGAAAGAACAGGAAAGCUCACUUGUUAUAAGAACAGUUUUUGCCAGCACGUUUGAUACUUGUAGUGUAUUUAAGG